This is a messenger RNA of Pezoporus flaviventris, 1932 nucleotides long. It is a transcript of the gene HTR2B, whose product is annotated as 5-hydroxytryptamine receptor 2B. Lineage: Eukaryota; Metazoa; Chordata; Aves; Psittaciformes; Psittacidae. The transcript has 3 exons. Gene Ontology annotation, cellular component: dendrite; plasma membrane. Gene Ontology annotation, biological process: smooth muscle contraction; regulation of behavior; chemical synaptic transmission. The record is from RefSeq and is a predicted model, not a curated record. The coding region runs from base 276 to 1667 and encodes 463 amino acids. Gene Ontology annotation, molecular function: G protein-coupled serotonin receptor activity; neurotransmitter receptor activity.
CCAGACCACUGAACCCUGCCAAGCAGAGAUGGACAUAAAACAAGACUUUCAUUUUUAAGACUUAAUUGCACCUAGCAAGGCACAUGAUAAAAAAGUUGGAAACGAGCUCAGAGAUGGUUACAGUAUCUCAAAACAGCAGAUGACUAGUUUACCAUACUGACCAUGCUGGCCUUUCUGCAGGACCAUCCCGGACCAGAGAGGAACAGUGAACUCCUACACCGGAUGCAAUUCCUUUGCAAAAUACAGCUCCUGAAUACGUUCUGCUGGACACAAAAAUGUCCUAUCCUUCACAUUUCCUGAACGGGUCUGGAGCUGGCAAUGAAUCUUUGUCGCCUCUCUCAGUAACGGGAGAACCCAAGCAGGACUACCCAAGUGAGGAACAAGGAAACAAAGUGCGCUGGGCAGCUUUACUGAUCCUCCUGGUGAUAAUCCCUACAAUUGGGGGGAACAUACUCGUCAUACUGGCAGUGUCUCUAGAGAAGAAGUUACAAUAUGCUACCAACUACUUUUUGACGUCCUUGGCAGUGGCAGAUUUGCUUGUGGGUCUAUUUGUGAUGCCGAUUGCCCUUCUCAUGAUCUUAUUUGACAACGCCUGGCCUUUACCAACUGCCUUGUGUCCUAUCUGGCUGUUCCUUGACGUCCUCUUUUCCACAGCUUCCAUCAUGCACCUCUGUGCCAUCUCACUUGACCGCUAUAUUGCAAUUAAAAAGCCAAUCCAGGCUAGUCAGUACAAUUCAUGGGCUACAACAGUCAUCAAAAUCGUCGUGGUUUGGCUCAUUUCAAUAGGAAUUGCUAUUCCAGUCCCUAUCAGAGGCAUUGAAGAUGGAAAUGGCAACUCUACAAACAUCACAUGUGCCCUGAUGCCUGAUCGUUUUCAUGACUUCAUUCUGUACGGAUCAGUGGCUUCAUUCUUCAUUCCCCUCGCUAUCAUGAUAGUCACUUAUUUUCUGACAAUCCAAGUGCUACGCAAGAAGGCCUACUUGAUCAACAAGCCACCUCACCGUUUCACAUGGUCAACAGUGUCCACAGUAUUUCAGCGUGACACAACAUCUGCCUCCUCACCAGAAAAGGUGGCCAUGCUAAACAGCUCCAGAAAAGACAAGACUUUGUCCAAUGACAUGCCAAUCUGCAGAACAUCCACAAUAGGGAGGAAGUCCAUGCAAACAAUAACCAAUGAACAAAGGGCGUCAAAAGUUCUGGGGAUUGUAUUUUUUCUUUUCUUGUUGAUGUGGUGCCCAUUCUUCAUAACAAACAUAAGUUCAGUUCUGUGCAACUCCUGCAACCAAGAGAUUUUUCAAAAGCUUAUGGAGAUAUUUGUUUGGAUAGGAUAUGUAUCCUCAGGAGUGAACCCUCUUGUCUAUACACUAUUCAACAAAACAUUUAGGGAGGCUUUCAGCAGGUAUAUCACUUGCAACUAUCGGACCACAAAGCCUAUCAAGGCCCUUAGAAAACGUUCCAGCAGCAUCUCUUUCAGAAGCUCUGUGACAGAAAAUUCCAAGUUCUUUGUCAUGCAUGGGAUGAGAAAUGGGAUUAACCCCAUUAUAUAUCAGAGCCCGAUGAGGCUGAGGAGCUCACCCAUCCAAGCAUCAUCAGCCAUUCUGCUGGAUACAUUGCUGCUCACAGAGAAUGAAGUUGAUAAAACAGAAGAACAAGUCAGCUACGUAUAGUGGAAUGCAGCUGUCUGUAUCACAGUGUUACUGUAUGUAUUGUUCUAGGUAACAACACAUAUGUACUGUAAGAUGGUAUAAAUACUAUUGUUUUCUGUUAUUUAUGCAAGCAACACCUUACAAAUUUAUAUUAAUUCCUCUCCUCCAAACUCUCCCCUAUUUUAACCCCAACCCCAGGGUGGCACUCACGACUUCAUUCCAUGAUAAAUGACUGAUGCAGAACUGUAGCCAACAGGAAAAGGGAAAUAAAUAAAAGCUAAACCAA